This is a messenger RNA of Aspergillus fumigatus Af293, 1422 nucleotides long. Its product is annotated as C78 family peptidase. The record is from RefSeq and is a predicted model, not a curated record. Lineage: Eukaryota; Fungi; Ascomycota; Eurotiomycetes; Eurotiales; Aspergillaceae.
AUGGGUCAAGACGACGUUCAUCACCCAGCCUGUCCAUUCUGUCCUUUUUCUGAUCUUGAUGACACUUUUGUUGCGCAGCAUAUUGAAUACUGUCAUCCCGAAGCCGUCGGACAGACUGAGCCUACGUCUGGAGAAAACGGGGAUGAAGACCGAUCGACUCCCAUAUACCAACAACCACAAAUGCCAGGUGGUGAAAACGUGUAUAUCAAAUGUUCACAAAGCAAUGGUGAGAUUCUGCCAUCUGCUGAAAUUCCAUAUCAUCUUGAUAUUCACGCUGCAGAAGACUUUGCAGUUGACAAUGCGCCAUCAAUCUAUUCCAAACGCUCUGUGACAGUGAGCAAGGUUCAAAACCCAAUUCUUCCACGCUCUCAUAAUCGAACUGGCGAUGACAAGGUUCCCGAAGAUCCUUGCAACGUUUCAGCCCAACCCCGGGUUCGAAGGGGGAGUCCUGACUCAUCCUCAACAGGAAACGAGGUGACGAGCCCUCUGCUAGCCAAUGUGUCACAUCCUGGUAGUGUCAAAAGACUUGGAGUACUAUACCCGGACUGGAAGUACUUAGGUAUCGCGCUAACUGGGGCACAGCGUGCAGAACUGGGACCGUACGCUCAUGAAAAACGUAUGCCGACAUGGCUUCGAAGACUACUAGAACAAGGCGCAAAGAAAACUCAAUCCAACAUCAUUGGUCCGGAUGGAAAGCUUUCAAGAUUAGAUACAACUGAUAAUGAGGCCAGCAAUGUGAUCCCAGUGCUCUCCCAGCUAUGCGAACAAGAUAAGUCUGUUCAGCGAGCUGUUUUCUGCAGUCCGAAUGUCCGUCAGAUUUCCAAGAUGCCGAGGGAGGGCGGUUUCUGUGGCUACAGGAAUAUCCAGAUGCUCAUUUCGUACAUUCAAGGAUCUCAUAUCUCCGGUCAUGAGCGUUUCACUGAAACGCUGCCGACUAUUCUGCAGUUACAGGAUAUGAUCGAACAUGCAUGGGAUAUGGGAUUCAACAGCGUUGGAAGGGCUGAGACCGGGGGCAUUCGCGGCACCAGGAAGUACAUUGGCACGCCAGAGGUAAUCUGCGAAGCAAGUAGCAUUGGAGAGAGCAGAGAUUCGCAUGCCCACGACGCCUUGUACGCGGCUGUCGCCGCCUAUUUCCGUUGCGCAUGCUCCUUGGAUGGAGAUGAAAAAGUCUUUUUGACCAAUUUGCCUCCCAUAUAUCUGCAACACCAUGGUCACUCUUUGACUAUAGUUGGCUUCGAAAUCCGGGAUGACGGAGGUGCGAAUCUUUUGGUCUUCGAUCCAAUGUUUAAAAUCCCUCGGCCAAUGAGGCGACUUAAUGGACCAAGUACAUUGGUAUCUCUCGAUCCAACCAAGAUCCUAAAAGCAUAUCGGCGCGGUACUGCCUAUUUGCAGAAAUACAAGGUGUUUGAGCUUCUCAAGUGA